Molecule: messenger RNA, 1329 nt
Organism: Sphenostylis stenocarpa
Lineage: Eukaryota; Viridiplantae; Streptophyta; Magnoliopsida; Fabales; Fabaceae
Source: the annotation of a GenBank genome assembly
AUGAACAUCAGACAGCAAAGCGUUGAGGGUUUCCAAAAUGAGUCUGAGAGCACGGUUCCCCAGGCUAUCCCACAGGCAACAACAAAUGAAAUGAAUGGUCUUUCUCCACCCAGCUUCAUGCCAAUGAAUGAGUAUGAAGAAAUAAUGGCACUGCUAACUGAUGACAACGAUAAUUAUCAACAAGAUCAGGCAUUGAAACACUCCAAGACUUUUCUAACAACAUCAGAAGAGGAGGACUCUUUGCAACUCCCUUUUCAACUAGAUCACUCGUUUACUUUAGAAGAGAUUCUUGGACAAGGCAAAACAUUGUCUUCUCAGACACAGGUGGGAGGAUCAUCAUCACAUGAGCUGAGGGAUUUUGUUGCACAAAGUGUAACAACAGACACAACUUCAACUAUUCAACUGAACUCAAAUUCGUUCGAGAGGAUGGACAUUACAAUUUCACCAGGGGUAGUAGUAUCUAUUGCAUCCAUUUCCAUAUUCGGUGAAAACUCUUCGAAUGGACCAGUUCAGCAACUAGGAAACAAUGUAUUCAACCCUAUUUUCAGCUCACAGAACUGUUCGAAUUCCAUUUUGUCCAUGCCUGAAAACACUCCAAAAUUUUGGCCUUCGGGAUCCAAUGCAUUGUAUCCUCCACAAGCUGGUGCUUUAUUUGGUGAUUCCACCUUCCCUAACACAACAGCGAACAUAUUCACUCAGUUUGUAUCUCCAAGCUUCCCAAUGCAUCCUUUUGGUUGUGCUAGUUUUGGUACUAGUGCAAGUGGUCUCGUUGGAAACUCUGUAAUUCAUUUUCAAUCACCAAGCUUUCCAGUGCAUCCUUAUGCUGGUCCUAGUGUUGGUAAUGGUGCUGAUGCCAAUAAUCUUGAUGGACACUCACUGAAUCAAUUUCAAUCACCAAGCUUACCAGGGCAUCCUUAUGUUGGUCCUAGAGCUUGUCCAAGUAAAAUUCCUUGUGUUGUUGGUACUGGAGCUGGUGGUGCCAAUAACCUUGACGGAAACUCACUCACUCGAUAUCAAUCAUCAAGCUUCCCAGUGCAUACUUAUGGUGGUAUUGCUUCUGCUAGUGUUAGUGCAAAUACUGAUGCUAGUGUUUUUUCUGGUGCUGCCAACGCUAAUGCUAAUGCUAGUCCCUAUGGUAGUCAUCAACAAUUUACUAGGGACCAUCGAUUCGAAAUGAGUAGGAUCAAUCCACUAGCUGCACCUUCUGCAAUGGGAGCAAACAUUUGGGCUUCCCCUGCGCCAAUGAUGCCUAAUCAAACUCAGUUUUUUCGUCGCCAACCACUUCUAACGGAUUUUAAAGACUUGGUGCAGGCAUGGGAGGUAAACUAA